This is a messenger RNA of Syzygium oleosum, 1777 nucleotides long. RefSeq lists its product as uncharacterized. The record is from RefSeq and is a predicted model, not a curated record. The transcript is spliced from 4 exons. The coding region runs from base 1214 to 1504 and encodes 96 amino acids. NCBI's taxonomy places the organism in Eukaryota, Viridiplantae, Streptophyta, Magnoliopsida, Myrtales, Myrtaceae.
CGUCAUCGAAUCUCGCUGCUUUUCGUCGAUCACUUUGCUCGUUUCGUGCUGUGCUGUCGAGGUUACUGUGAUUCGUAUUCCGACGAGUAGUUUCGGAAGAUUCGAUGAUGGAUGGACUAGGUUAAAAGGUGGGGUUGUAGAUAGGUGUGGAGGAUGCUGUCAUUAGUGAUGUUCGCGUGUUGGAUGAAGCGAAUGGGUUCCUUUUUGGUCGGAGAUGCAUCGAGAAAAGAUGCGUACCAGUAAGAUUCUCCCUUCUGGUGCGAUAGAUCAUCGAGCAGCUGAUGUACGGUGAUUGUGCCGGUGAAUUGUAGCAUAAAACUUUGCACGGGUUUUUAGUCGGUGGCGAAGCAUUAUGGUUAGGAGUUUAUAUUUCUUGAUGGGAGAAGACGGGGACCAGUUGUUGUGAUUUUUCGUUCGCGGGACUUCAUGCUGAUUUUUGAUCGGUGCCUAAUUGUUUGGAUUGCUGGUCUUUUUACUUUAUUGACCACAGUUUGGAUUGGUCUUUUGAUGAAUCUAAUUGAUGAGGAAAGUUAAGAGGCAUGAGAAUGCAUGUUAGGCAAGUGACUCCCGUGUUCGAAAUAGUAAUUCGCUCUGUUGUUUCAAGAAACUUAUCAUGCUUUGAAGCAUCUAGUGAUGACUGAUGGAUUAGGCACGAGACAUUAAAUUUGAUGGAGUUGGCUGCGCUAAAGGCGGCAUUGCUGGUGCUUUGUAGCGAAUAGGCAUGCCGUGGAGAGAGAGAGGUAGGAACAAGAGCGUGAGAUACCAGAUAAAUGAACCUUUCUGUAUUUUCUUAACAUGCCGAUUAUGUCUGCUUUUAGCAUCUAAAGAAUCAACCGCCUUUCUCAUAGGCUGUUUAUGAUGUGCAAUUGUGCAUAACGUUUGUUACAACAUUCAUAUGGGUGGUGGAAGUGUUGCUUAAAAUGGUAGUAGCAAGGGAAACCCCAUUAUUUGUAGGGGAAGUUGAGCGUAUGCUGCUGCUGGUUGUGUCUCGAAAUAACUGAAUGUACACUUCAAAGGCAAAAGAAGCGACAGUUCCUUUAGCGCUCUUGGCUAAGCACAGAAGCCAAGAAUAGAUAAACUUGGAUAUGUGGUUGCAUGAUCUCGUUUCUCUGUCACUCUGUAUUCCUGAAUUAUUGAGUUCAUCAUAGAUAGAACAGAAUGGUGCUAUGUGAUCUGAAGAGUGCAAUCGACAUAUACUCAUGCGUCAGUAUCCAUGGAAGCCCCAAAAGGCCAGCAGGAAAAGCUUUCACCUCCACCUCCACCUCCACCUCUUGCUUCAUGCCGUAAAAAUAAGAAGGAUGAUGCCGCUUUCUUGGAGGAUUUGAAGGAUCACAUCGAUGAAUUCAUCAACGCAUCCAUGAAAGAGCAUAAAACUUGUUUCAAGAAGACCAUGCAAAAGAUGUUUGGAAUGUCGAAGGUUGUUGCAGAAAGGAGUUCCGCCGCCCAGGAAGUUGAAAGUUCUCUGCCGCUUCGGACAACUGUGGCAGAAUCUUUCCCAGAGUAGCAGUUGUGCAGAUCAAAAAGCGUGUUUCCCAGCAGACAGGCAACUCCUAUGUCCUCUGCCCACAAAAAUUGCUUGGGAAUGGCCACCUUUCCACGACCAGAACGAUGUUCCCAUUCACUGGUACAUAAGUUGGGUUUUGCAAUCUCCAUUCGCUUCAAACGUAGAUUUCUGAGGAAUCGGAACAAUUUCUUGGCUCAAUUUCUUGACUAAGAGCCAUUAUUAUCCGCGCACGAUCCACCCAAUAGUGAAUUAAAAAGAUUUUACGGACAAAAA